Hyaloperonospora brassicae is the source of this 405-nucleotide messenger RNA. Lineage: Eukaryota; Oomycota; Peronosporomycetes; Peronosporales; Peronosporaceae. The record is from the annotation of a GenBank genome assembly.
AUGCGCGUGGCCUCGUUGUUCCUCGUCGCGAUCGCAGCUGCUUUGUGCGCGAUCAGCGCCGAAGCGACUCAAGAGGCGGCAGCGAUCAGCAAUGCCGCUCCCAGCAAGCGGUUCCUGGCCGUGUUUGGCGAGGUGCAGCGCGCCGAUGGUUUGGCCGAGAUCUUGGGCAACUCGAUUGAGACCCACAACAAGAUUCGAGAGCUCCUCGUGCGGUGGUGCAUGGAGGACCACGGCUCUGAAAAUAGCAGCAAGAGUAUCCUCAAGAGGAACAAGAGGAACAAGUUGAGGGUGAAGCACGACCCUCUGAAGCGCGCCGCGUCGAAGAUGUACGCGAGACUGACGCACCACCCAACGAGUCGGAACCUACGCGAAGCGAGCAUUGACUGUAAAUAUUUGGACGCCUGA